Synchiropus splendidus (mandarinfish) is the source of this 3114-nucleotide messenger RNA. RefSeq names its product protein associated with LIN7 1, MAGUK p55 family member b (gene pals1b). Gene Ontology annotation, biological process: establishment or maintenance of polarity of embryonic epithelium; protein localization to plasma membrane; generation of neurons. Gene Ontology annotation, cellular component: adherens junction; plasma membrane. Gene Ontology annotation, molecular function: protein binding. The record is from RefSeq and is a predicted model, not a curated record. The transcript is spliced from 15 exons. Bases 446 to 2353 code for a protein of 635 amino acids. NCBI's taxonomy places the organism in Eukaryota, Metazoa, Chordata, Actinopteri, Syngnathiformes, Callionymidae.
GCUGUUGCCAGGGAGACGGCUCACAACAGCCGGCGAAGCUGCGAUGGCUUCAAGUGUCCCGUCUGAGCUCGGACUCGACUCACUGCAGCCUCUCGAGACGGGCCGGUGAACAGCCGCGGGAGCUCCGGCCGCUCUCCCACUCCGACUCCUCUCUUCAGGAGCACUAACGCGAGGACUCGCCCGCAGUUUUGACCCAGAUAGGAGCCACUCGUCCACCGGAGGCGCGCGAGCGCGUUCAUGGCCACGGAGCGACUGAAGCUCGGAAAUAUCCUUUCUAGCGAGCAGACUUCACUCUUCCCCGCUUCCUUGUCUUCUCAAGUGACAGAUGAGAGAACGAGCAUCCAGGACCACCUCCUCUUCUUGCAGGAUAUGGCCCCUCAUUUGAGUGACUCCUCAUAAACAGAUCUUGGUUCCGGGGGGAGCUGAAGUAUAUGCUGCUGCAGCCAUGAUCACGUCCCACAUGAAUGGCUUCACACAAGAGGCCCCGGGUCAGGCCAAGAGCCACCGGGAGAGAGCCGUGGACUGUCCGGGGGAGGACGGCGGCGGCGGCCUGCUCCAUGCGGAGAGAAUCCAGCACUACCAGGAGGAGCUGAGGAAGAGGAGGGAGGAGGAUGGCAGGGGCAGACACGACAUCGACCCCAACGCCUCACUGAGGCUCAAGAAGCUGUCGCAGAACACCAAAGUGGGCAUUGACAAUCCCACCUUCGAGGGCAAAGACCUCCAGAGUUCCAUCGUCGAGGUGGAGGACCUGCUGGUGGCCCUGAAGGGCGUGCAGCACAGUCUGGACGACGCUCAGAGCCAGCUGGACGUGGAGCUUCUGCUACAGCUCUGUGCUAAAGAGGAGUUCCGGAGCGCCUACAUCAUAUUCAGCGCCGUGUCCCAGCAGAUGGAGCGCGCCAACCCCACUUCCCCGCUCACGUUACAAGCCCAGGACCUCUGCCUAGAGGUCCAGAAGAUUCUCCAGUCCAGCCAGCAGAAGGAUGGUCUGGAGCUCCGGUCACUGCUCACCAAUCCUCACCUCCAGGCGCUGAUGCAGGCUCACGACAGCGUGGCGGUGCAGGAGACCACAGAGGGCAGCGUGACCCAGUACCUCGGAGAGACCGUCAAAAUGGUCCGGCUGGAGAAGACCCGGGACACCCCGCUGGGGGCGACUGUCCGCAACGACAUGGACAGCGUGGUGGUCAGUCGCGUGGUGAAAGGAGGCGUAGCAGAGCGCAGUGGUCUGCUGAAUGAGGGAGACGAGAUCCUGGAGAUCAACGGCAUCUCUGUCCGAGGGAAGCACGUCAACGAGGUCCACGACUUGCUGGCUCAGAUGCAGGGAACGCUGACCUUCCUCCUCAUCCCCAGCACCCAGAUUAAACCGGCCGUCCACAGGCAGACGGUGACGCACGUGCGAGCCUACUUCGACUACGACCCCAGUGACGACCUCUUCGUGCCGUGCCGCGAACUGGGCCUCUCCUUCCAGAAGGGGGACCUGCUCCACGUCAUCAGCCAGGACGACCCUAACUGGUGGCAGGCGUACAGGGACGGGGACGAGGAGAACCAGCUGCUGGCCGGCCUGAUCCCAGGGAAGAACUUCCAGCAGCAGAGGGAGACUUUGAAGAAGACAGUGACAGACAGGAGUCGAGAGCAGCAGGGGAAGCCAUGGUACGGGAAGAAGAGCAAGAAGCAGCGGAAGAAGGCAGUGUCCAAGAACACCGACUGCGAGGAGGUCCUGACCUACGAGGAGAUGUCCCUCUACCAUCAGCCCGCCAACCGCAAGCGACCAAUCGCGCUCAUCGGCCCGACUAACAGCGGCCACGACGAGCUGCGGCGCAGGCUGCUGGCCAUCGAGCCCGACAAGUUCGCCGUGGCCGUCCCACACACGACAAGGAACCCCAGGAUACACGAGCGAAACGGCCGCGAGUACCACUUUGUGAGUCGCCCCGUGUUCGAGAACGAGCUGGCGGCGGGGAAGUUCGUCGAGUCAGGGGAGUACGAGAAGAACUUGUACGGCACCAGCAUCGACUCGGUCCGGCACGUGGUCAACAGUGGACGCAUCUGCCUGCUCAGCCUGCACACCAGGUCGCUCCUGGUGCUGAGAGCCUCCAACCUCAAACCCUUCGUCAUCUUCAUCGCGCCUCCGUCUCAGGAACGACUGCGCACUCUGCUGGCCACGGAGGGGAAAACACCCAAGCCCGAGGAGCUGAAGGAGAUCAUCGAGAAGGCCCGUGAGAUGGAGCAGAACUUCGGCCAUUUCUUCGACUCCACCCUGGUGAACUCGGAUCCCGACCAGGCGUUCCACGAGCUGCGGCGGCUCAUCGAGAAGCUGGACACGGAGCCUCAGUGGGUGCCCACCUCCUGGCUCUGCUGAAACUCAGGGACUUCCUCGUCUGUAGAGGAGGUGAACUUUGACCCAGGGACUCUUCUUUCUACUCCUUCUUCUGUUGUCUUUUUCCUCCGAGCUAGAGAGAUGACAUUAGCAGUUAUUUAUGAUUGUAAAUAUGUAUUUUCUAGACCAAGCGCUACCUACGGAACCAACCUCUCUCUUCCUGCAGUUGACGUCAGUAUUAUUUGUGGACGAGGUUGUGAAGAAUCAGAUGUGUUGUGCUGCAUAAAACACUUUAGUGGAGAUGGUCGUUGCUGCUUCAGCAGGAGUGUGAGGAACCACACUCUGUCAGUCUUCCAGACGAAGAAGAAGGUGAAGAAGCUGCUGCACUCAGCGUCAGGUUCUGAAUGUUCCUCUCUCCUCUCUUCACCUCAUUUCUGCUUCUUCUAUUAAAAACAUCACUGGCUGCACCAUCCUCAGCACCUUUCCUCACACACACUCACACACCGACCUCCCAAAAGAUUAUGACCACUUCCUCAGGCAACCCUGUUUGGAUACGAGAUUCAGCAGCUGCCUCCCCUGUCCGCCUGAGAUGGUCAUGAAACCAGUGUUGACCCCAGUGACCUCUGACCUUCACGAGCUCACCACUGUUGUCAUAAUGUUUGGGCUGAUUUUUGUACUUUCACAGUGAUUCACAGAGAGACGUCUGAUGUUCUGUCUUCACUCUCUGCUCUUCUCAUUUGAGACAACUUUUGAUUUAUUCAUACUUUGUCAGUUUAUUUCAGAUAUGAUUGCAGCAUCUUUAC